AUGUCUUCUGAAAAUUUAUAUAAAAAACAAUGCUUAAAAGUAAUUAAAAUUGUUAAAGAAGCUGAAUUAAGUGAUGAUGAAAUGGAUUUAGAUUUGGAAGAUGAAAUGAAUUUAGACUUAAAUAGUCAAAAUUUAUUAAAUACUGAAGUUAUUUGUAAUAAAGUUCCUAAAUCUUAUGAUUGGGUUCAAAAUUAUCUAUUUAAUUAUAAUGAAUCUGAGUUUAGAAAAACACUUAGAAUGGAUAAAAAAACCUUUUGGGCUUUAGUUGAAAAAAUUCAAUACUAUCCAAUAUUUUAUUCCGAUUCAAAUAAUCUUCAAACAAGUGUUGAAUUACAGCUUGCUAUUACUUUAAAUCAAUUAGGUACAAACUCUUCUCUUUGGACAAUUUCAACCUUAUUUGGAGUUUGUGAAGCAACAGUAUUAAAUUUUAUAAAUAGAAUAAUUAUUGCUAUUCAAUCUUUAAGAUCAGAGUAUAUAGUUUGGCCAACUGAAAACUAUAGACAAGAAGUUAAUAUUGGAUUUGAACAAAUUCAAGGAUUUCCAAUGAUUAUUGGAGCUAUUGAUAGAUUACAUAUUCCUUUAUAUGAAGCACCAAGCAAAGAUAAUAAAGAUGGAUAUAUGUUACCUAAGCACAAAUAUGGUAUUCACUUACAAGGAGUUGUAGAA
Molecule: messenger RNA, 666 nt
Organism: Dentiscutata erythropus
Lineage: Eukaryota; Fungi; Glomeromycota; Glomeromycetes; Diversisporales; Gigasporaceae
Source: the annotation of a GenBank genome assembly